CAUCCGAUUCAGUCGUUAGCGGUGAUCUAUCUGGUGAACAACGAGUAUCAGCAGCAGAAGAGUUCAGCAUGGAUAACAUUGAUGAAGACCUGACCCCCGAGCAGAUUGCCGUUCUGCAGAAGGCAUUCAACAGCUUUGACCACCAAAAGACCGGCAGCAUCCCCACCGAAAUGGUGGCCGACAUCCUGCGCCUCAUGGGCCAGCCCUUCGACAGGCAGAUUCUCGACGAGCUGAUCAAUGAGGUCGACGAGGACAAAUCCGGCCGCUUGGAGUUCGAGGAGUUCGUGCAGCUGGCCGCCAAAUUCAUCGUCGAGGAGGAUGACGAGGCCAUGCAGAAGGAACUGCGUGAGGCCUUCCGUCUAUACGACAAGCAGGGCAAUGGCUACAUUCCCACCUCCUGUCUGAAGGAGAUCCUGAAGGAGCUCGACGAUCAGCUGACCGACACGGAACUGAACAUGAUGAUUGAGGAAAUCGAUUCUGAUGGCUCCGGCACCGUGGACUUUGAUGAAUUCAUGGAGAUGAUGACUGGCGAAUAAGUCUCCACUCUUGGACACACACACAUCUGAUGGCAUUGAUGGCAGAAUUCAAUUCCCUCCCCGCACGAACUCUGAGGCUUGAAUAAACAUUUUCUAUUUUCUAUUUUUUA
Drosophila persimilis is the source of this 646-nucleotide messenger RNA. RefSeq names its product troponin C (gene TpnC47D). Bases 69 to 536 code for a protein of 155 amino acids. Gene Ontology annotation, molecular function: calcium ion binding; enzyme regulator activity. The record is from RefSeq and is a predicted model, not a curated record. The transcript is spliced from 4 exons. Lineage: Eukaryota; Metazoa; Arthropoda; Insecta; Diptera; Drosophilidae.